This is a messenger RNA of Dovyalis caffra, 585 nucleotides long. NCBI's taxonomy places the organism in Eukaryota, Viridiplantae, Streptophyta, Magnoliopsida, Malpighiales, Salicaceae. The record is from the annotation of a GenBank genome assembly.
AUGGAAUGCACAAUGGUAGCUGAUGAAGCAAGGCCUAGGAGAUCGAUUGAGUGUAAGCUUCAGGUAUGUAGAAUUUUAUUGCGGCCAUUUGCCAUGGGGUUUGAGCUAAUUGCAGAGAUGGCUCCUCAAAGAAUUGUGGAAAGGUUAAAAGCUGAGAUGGUAGAGAUUGUUGAACAACAGAACCGUAAUAGAGAAGGGCAAAAGGAAAUCAGAGAGAAGUUUAACGAGAUUGAGUUUGAAAGUGAUCAACUCAAAAGGGAAACGUUCCUGAUAUGGCAACAGGCUGCAAGCAAUCAGCAGCGCCUCAAUCUUAUGUUGAAAAUUUUGAAAGCACAGGGCGAGAACAAUUUUCAUGAAGCUUCUAAACUUACUCAGUCUCUUCGGACGACAACAUCAUCCAGUCGAUGGGUUCUUCUUACUAAUAUUGAUAGAGCUUUCACAUUCAGACAUAGCGCUGGUCAUGCAAAAUAUAAUAGGCUCAAUCAAAGAACUCUUGGAUUACCCAACAAUGUAAUUUCCUAUAACCCACCAGAGAUCUUUCAUUGUAAGGUUCCUGAUCUCUUCUUGACUCGGAAAGGCAAUUAG